Messenger RNA from Belonocnema kinseyi, 6931 nucleotides. It is a transcript of the gene Larp4B, whose product is annotated as la-related protein Larp4B-like. The transcript is spliced from 9 exons. Gene Ontology annotation, biological process: positive regulation of translation. Gene Ontology annotation, cellular component: cytoplasmic stress granule; cytosol. Bases 787 to 3201 code for a protein of 804 amino acids. Gene Ontology annotation, molecular function: mRNA 3'-UTR binding. Lineage: Eukaryota; Metazoa; Arthropoda; Insecta; Hymenoptera; Cynipidae. The record is from RefSeq and is a predicted model, not a curated record.
AUUAACGAUCGCCGUUUUUAGCAUCGCUAAAAGAGACACGCUUGUGGGUGCUCUUGUCGGAGAAAUUUUGAUUUUGAAUUUGGUUUUUGAGUUUGGGCGGAUUAAGGGUGCGUAUCCGUUCACCGUGCUCUGCCUGGCCCCACGAUCUUUUCCAGUCUCGUGUACAAGCCAGUAACGAAGCUGCCGCUAGCACAUCACUCAGGUUCGUGAUCGGUCACCAGACGUCCGGUGAACUCGUUAACCUCGGUUUUAGGAUUUCGGAGUCCUGUUAAAACGGUUGUCAGUCGUGUGAGGCUGCGUGCGCGAUCGUUGCUGGCCCGGCCAAUGUCUCACUCUAUAUUUGGCUAGUCGCAUCCAACAUAUUGCAUAUCUUGCCCUUUCAAAAUUCUCACUUUCCAUUGCGCGACUAUCACCGACGAGCUCCGUCAAUGGGACCUAGUGCAACCUGCAAGAACGAGCCCGAGUCCUUUCCUUGCUGAGGCAACUCCUAGCAUGUGGUGUGCCCACUCCGAUACAGAACCUCGCUCUUGACUUAUCGCGCUCUACCGCGAAAUUGUACACGCCGCGCUGAUAACCGGUCGUGUUCCGAAAUUCCCUUUUGGCCGCCAGCAGUUCUUUCGGGAUUUAUUGUGAAUCUAUCUGCUAAUCUGAGAAAUAUUUCGACACUCCGUUUUUGCGUUUGUGUAACGAACCCCCCAUACGAGAGGGAUGGACAGGGAGAGAUCAACCCCGCGAAUUUACCACUGACCUGCGUCAUAUCAUCUCUUGCUUCCAAGGUACGUGUACAUGAAUGGGGACAUUGGGAAGCUCCCACCAGGGGCGGUUUACGCAGCCUCCCCUGAAACACUCAGCAUGGUUGGGGGUGCAGUUGGGAACAGUGCUUCCGGUUUAGAUUACGGCGUCAUGAACGGAGGACCGAGCGGCGGCGAAUUGAUGCUCGACGCGGGUGUCGGCAGCUUGGAAUCCGCACCCCAACUCGCCAUGGGUAUGGGAGCUGCUGUUGGAUACAGUCCAGUGGAUAUCCCAAAUCUUGGCGACGUUUCGGCACCAACCGGCCAAAUGGCCGACCUUACUGUACCAGGCAUACCCCUAGAACAACUUAAACAGAUGCUCUCUUCUCAACUCGAAUAUUACUUCUCCAGAGAGAAUUUAGCUAAUGAUACAUAUUUAUUAUCACAAAUGGAUAAUGAUCAAUAUGUGCCGAUAUGGACGGUUGCGAACUUUAACCAAGUGAAAAAGCUGACCAAGGACAUAAAGUUAAUCACGGAGGUGCUUCGAGAGUCUCCUAACGUGCAAGUGGACGAGGAGGGUCAAAAAGUCAGGCCCAAUCACAAACGUUGUAUAGUUAUCUUACGAGAAAUUCCGGAUAACACUCCCUUGGAGGAUGUAAAGAAUUUAUUCUCAGGAGAAGGAUGUCCAAGGUUUAUUUCGUGUGAGUUUGCGCAUAAUAGCUCCUGGUAUGUAACCUUUGAAUCCGACGAAGAUGCUCAAAAGGCCUAUAGGUUUUUACGGGAAGAAGUGCGGGAGUUUCAGGGAAAGCCAAUCAUGGCGCGCAUCAAAGCUAAACCAAUGAACAGGCUACCGAUGCCGGCAGUCACAGGAGUCGGUGGAAUAAAGAAUGGAUAUCGAACUCCACCACCGCCACCUGCUGUCUACGAUCCCGGAACUUAUCCUCCCAAUCCGCAACGAUUUCUUUACACAAAUGGCACUACAAUGCCACAAACUACUAUGCCGCCAUAUGCCAAUCAAGUCCACGUCUACCAUCAACCGUUCUAUCCAGCUGGAAUGAUGCCUUGGGGAGCAGCGAGUCCAGCUUAUUUCGAUGUGACUACCAUGUUCACCAUGAAUGGUAUCACGCCGCACACAACGUACAAACCACACAACACAAGAUACAAUCAAAGAAACAGAAAUAAAAGGAAUGGACCUGACAGAAGUGUCAUCGGGGGAGGUAGUGGAAUAGGGAUCGGAGGAGGCGGAAAUGGAGGCGGUGGUGGCGGAAGUGGUGGAUUGAUGGACGGCGGUGGAAGUGGCGGAGGUGGUGCAGGCGGCAUGUCAAUGGCCCGAAGUUUGCAUGCUCCGCUAAGUGGAGGCGGACCUGUACCAGGAGGAACAGUGCCUCCUGUCCCAGACAGGAGCAGCCUACCCACUGCGAAACCAACCUCAUCUUCCUAUCAGACCGGCACAAAGUUUCAUUCCUCUCACACAGCAAACAGUGCGACCGGAGAUGCUCCGUACAGUAGCAGCGGUCACGCGAAAGGGUCGCAGGAGAGCGAUGCUCAGACCCUGGACACGAGCGCAAUUCAGUUUCCGCGCCACCGCAUACAUCGCAGGACCAAAGAUCAAGACAACACACCAUUGAAGACGAACAGUAGCCCUCAGCCCUCGAGCCGAGAUUCUGCUCCGGCCAGCAAUGCCCAGCACAAUCGGGGGGUUCAGUUCGACUUGGAGGCUUCCGCUUUUCCGCCGCUUCCCGGCCUCGAUGCCGAUCACACAAAGUCUCACAAUCCCUCGCUGGAGACUAGCACCGCGGAGAGUCUUCAGUCUCAAAAUAGGCUCUCGGAUGUAGUCAAGGGCACGGCCAAACUGAAAAGCACAAAGGAACUGGGUGGGAUCGCUCAACAGUAUAAUCAGCAGCAGCAUUAUCAGCAGCAGAAUCAACAGCAGUACCAGCAUCAACAGCAGCAGUACCAGCAUCAGCAGCAGCAGCAGCACCACCACCAUCAUCAUCAUCAGACUAGCAACAGCAGCAGGUCAACGAGUCCCGGAUCAAAUGUUGCUGCUGGUGGUCAUCAUGGCAAUUCCCAGGAGAAUAAUGUCGCUGGUCCGAGCAUCUCCUCAUCCGCAGCAGCUGCAACUUCAAACUCGAAUCCCUCGGCUAGCAACUCUGAUGUUCAAGACAUCGCUCUGAGCACCGUCACUCUCACUCCCCCGUCAUCUCCCGAUAAAUCUAAAAAGACUGAUGACUCGAACAUGGUGAAUGGUGUGGAUGAGGCCAUAAGUACAAAUGCACAUGCAGCAGAAGUUUCCGAACCGGUGACCAGGUGCGAUUGUGACAUCCCUACUGCCUCACAGAAUAACCAGUCGCAAACUGGAGUGACCUCUGCCUUCCCUGUAGAUCUUACGAGGCCAAGUUAUGCCCAAGUAGCCCAACAUUGUCGCGAGCUACCUUGUACAAAACACGAAAGGGAUGGAAAUGCGUAAACCGAUAUGUAAGUAAGCUGCUCAUUCAUAUGUCCUUCCUCUGAUCAAUUGUCAGUAGCUUCUAACCGAUUAAGUUGAUGACUUGAGAGUAACAAAGCAGUGGAUCGAGCCAGCUUUAGAGUUUGCACCCAAUACAAGCAAGCAAACAAGCAAGUGACAAGAAUUUCCGAUGGGGCGAUCUUUUGCGGUGAUAUUCUUAAGCAAAGUUAGAGCACAUAUUUCUGAUUGAAUGUUAUCGAUGUAGUAUUCAUAUGACAAUGUUACAGAUACUACUGCGAUCAAUUUCAAUAUUUAGCAGUUACCAUUCAUUUGGAUUGAGUGGGUCGUUUAACGCUGCUUUUAUCAUAAUGAGGUUAUUUAGUGGGCACAAACAAACAAAACAAAACAAAAAAACAAAAAACUUUUUACAUUGUACAGUGACUUUGCCUACAAUGAACGCGGUAUUGGUUGAAAAAGGAUGAUACAGAAAAGAAAUUUUAUUUCAAGAGACAGUAAUUUUUCUCCUACAUUUAAGAUAUGAUUGCUGACAGGAUAAUAUACUAUGUAGCGGAGAGUAUUGUUAUCGCUUUGGUUCUGUGAUUUUGGAGGUACAUAUUUGUUAGCUUGUAAAAAUGUUAAACUAAGGUGUUAAUCUUUUAAUUCCUUUCUCGUACCUACUUAUCAUAGUGCAGAGCCGUAACUGGGAAAAAUCUUUGUAUUUGUGCCAAACCCCUGCUACCUAACACACAACUCGUUGAAAAUCUAGGUAUCGUACAGUUUUUUCUUCUAUUAUUAUUUUUUUUUUGUACUUGUACAUUUUCCAUUGAUUCGGAUCUAUUCAAUUUCCAGAAUAUUGAUCACGAGAAAGAAAUCAAACGCGUCAUCGCGUCUUCUAAACCAUGUUUAUUGAGAAUUAUUUCAUUUACUGAAAUUUCAUUUUUGCCCUGUACUUUUAUGUUUACAUUGCGAAAUAUUUGUACAAAAAUAAUAUGUACAGAAAAGUAGUUGUAAAGGUUUAUUGCUUAUUGGCUUAGGAUUAUUAAUGAUUCGAAAAGUCAGUAACAGAAUGCAAUUGUUUUAAGUUGUCUAUUGAAUUGUUGCAGUUUCUUCAGUUGUAGUAUCUAGUUGAUUAAGAGGCGCGACAAUUUUACGAUAAGUUUUUUUAUUUUAUUUUUUUUCCUUUCUUUUUUUAAGGGUUAAAGCCCCAAGCAUACUUGGGCAAGUCAUUUAAAUUAUUUUUAAAUUUCCCCGUGACAUUAAUUUCCCUCGUAAUGUCGAUAUGGAUUUGGCAUUUUUUCUUAUUUGGAUCUCCAGCGUAGUGGAAAAAGAACAUUUUUUUUCUUGCGUGGAUGGGUUUCAGACCGUUGACAUGCCUUAAACAUAAUAUUCGGUGGCCAUAGAGUGGAUCAAAAUGACUUGAGCAUGGCGGGAAUAUAAAUUUUAUCGCUUAGAUAUGUAUGUACUAUAAUUCUUAGUGUGAAGUUUGUAUAAGUAACAAAAUUAAAAAAAAAAGUUAAAAGUAAGUUCGUUGCAGAAGCAAGCUCCAAAAAUGUAUUAUCCUACGUAUAAUAUUCCAAGUAUGUACUAGUCUUUACUAGAAGCUUUAAAAAUUUUUAUGGGAAACGGGGGAAAAAAGGGCCAUCCUCGCCAGUCCGUUAUCGGUAUUCUGGAAAAUAAUCUCACACUUUUCAUUUCUGAGUUCCGAGUCGAAUAAAUCAUUAUUUCCGUUUUUAUACCUAAUCACGGCACUGAUUUAAAAAAAAAAUAUAAUUGUUACAAGAGAUAACAUACAAUAUAGAAAUAUGCUUUGGCGAGUAACAUAAGACAUGUGAGGAAAAUGGUAUUUGAGCACACAAUAAAGUGCCUCAAGUGUUGUGUAUAUUACAGGAGCUUGGCUUUAGAUGUUAUGCAAUUACAUGUAUCUAUACAUUAUAAUAAAGAGCGCAUAUGAUAUAUUUGUUACUGAUAUGCGUGCAGAAUUGAGGUAAUGGAUGCUAAAAAAAACCAAUCUCCUGAACUAUAAAGAUUUAUUGACAUAUGUAAUUAUAUUAUAAGUUAGCAAUGCUGCCUUUUAAUUUUUUACAUUUUCAAGUGAUUAAGAUGCAAUUUUGGAGAUGUCAGGAAAUCGAUUUUCGAUUGUAAACUAAUUAAUAUAUUUACUAUUUGAGUUUAUGCGUUGGUGCUGUAGGCUGUUUAAUCUACAUAUAGUCGAUUUCAUACCCAGGACCGAUUUAGUGAAAUCCUACUUUCACCCGGCCGAAAUUGCUUUUAAGUAUGACAAUAUGUAUUUUAAUAAAACAUAAAAAUAAUGUACACAAAAAGCAAGGACUAAUAUUGUGAAUCUUGGAAUCAACUUGAACUUGUUUUAUUGGUAAAUUCGCCAACGGUGAUUUAAAAUUAAAAAUGUUUUUUUUAUAAAGCGUUGUAUGUGCUGUCAACAUAUCUGUAUGAGACUUCGUAGGCAUAUGUCGAUAUAAAAAAAAGACUUUUUUUUCACUUUUCUUUCAAGUUUUACCAAUAAAAAAGUGUGAUUGGUGGAAGGUACACAUGGCUCCUUAAUUAGAAAAUUUUUAAUUUAUCAAAAACGUACGAAUAAGGUAACUGUGCCGCACAUGCCAUUUAUUGUACACAUCGCUUCCAAAACGAUCAUGAGAUAUGCGGAUUCGCAGUAUAACAUUUUUUCUCUCGACUCUGAUUGUGAUUUCUAACAACGUGAAGAUUGAAUUAUAAUUUUCGUUUAAUACUUUAUAUGAUAUAAUAUAUAUUAUGACGUCGUUAGGUGAUUCAAAAACAUGGCAGCAGUUGCGUUAUAGACAUGUAACUAUGUAAUAAAAAUUAUAUUUGCGGACGAUGUAUACCGAUGCCUUGGGUCUAGACUUGAUCUAAUAUUAGGGAUUAAAGAUUCAAGGUUCUCGAGACUUUGCGUUGUGUUUUGCAUGGAAUAUGCUGAUAACUAGUAAAAUUUUCGGUAUACAUAUUAGAUUUAUGUAAAUGCUGUAAAUGACAAGAAAAAAUAAAUAAAAUAAAAUUAGAAUCGCUAUGAUCCAAGGUAUGGGUUGUUGAUUGACACGAAAUUGUCAAAAGUAUGAGCAGAGUGGACAAAACAUAUUAUCACACAAUUAUUUCUUUAUUGUCCAUCAAAAAUAUUGUGGUUGGUAAUACUUAUAGUUAAGUCAGUGAACUGUGAUUAGACUAAAGGCCCGCAAAAAAAGAUACACAACGUAAUAUAGUUUUGUUUCAUAGGCCAAGGGCCUAGAAAGUCUGAUUUUUUUGAACAACUAUCAGGAUGUGUAUUAUAAUAUGGUCUACGACAUUUGUUUUAUUACUGUGUAAAGCGAAAGGUUUCAAAAUUAAACAUUGAUCACUGUUAUUGGUUUUACUUUUAUUUUUCACUACUUGCAGUCACUUCCAAGCGUUGCGUACUUGUAUACACUGUUUAUGCCACGUGCUCACAUAGUUUCAAUUCUAUUUUUUCUUACGAAUCGUACAAAGAUAUUUUUAGAUUUAGACGGCCUAGCGAUACGAUGAGAAGUAAACAGAAGAAAAAAAGUGAAGAGGCGACAUUUCAUACCUAAAGUAGAACCACAAGUGGUCGUGCACGAGUUUUUCAUAUAGGGCAUGUCAAAAAAAGUUGCCGAUAAUUUAAACACGAGACUGACUGUAAUUAUUUCAUUAGAGGCGAAUUAAUUACCAUUGUGCAAAAUUUGAACUCUUUGAUUUUAGGCGGUGCCACGUUUGCGGGGAAAAAAAA